Messenger RNA from Laccaria bicolor S238N-H82, 4770 nucleotides. RefSeq lists its product as uncharacterized. NCBI's taxonomy places the organism in Eukaryota, Fungi, Basidiomycota, Agaricomycetes, Agaricales, Hydnangiaceae. The transcript has 3 exons. The record is from RefSeq and is a predicted model, not a curated record. The coding region runs from base 1 to 4770 and encodes 1589 amino acids.
AUGGCUGCUACUCUGAGCGCGAACAUCAAUGCUCUAAUGCCCUCAGAGAAUUGGGACGACGACUUCGAAUUCAACCCCCAUGACAUGAACAAGCAUAACAAUAAACGACCAAACGACCAUUACCACGAAUUUAACCCCCAAACACCACCCUCCACGUCUCGCAUGAGUAUUGUCAGCUCUCAGUACACUCAGGAAGAUUGGGAUGCCGACUCUAGGCAGGCAUCCCCGCAGCAAAGCACCAAGGUCAUUUCGAGUUCAAGUAGAAAGAUACCCUCUGGAUCCCCGACACGUCGCUCUCACGAUACCGAGAAUUGGGACGACGAAUCUCAUACCUCCCAAGCUGCCAUUCGGUUGACUGUUGGGGACCGGACUUCCCCAACUUCAAUCACUCCAUCUCGCAAGCAACACCAAUACACACCACCGCCACCUACUGCCAUUGGUGUCCUCACCGACAAGAAGAAUCUGAAGACCCCUCCCCCUUUGGAAACGUGGGCUGAACCUGGCCCUUCUACACCCUCAUCAAAGCGCGCUUCCAUCAACUCUAACUGCUCUGGUUGCGCUGCGGUAAGGGAAACGGAGAACUGGGACGAUGACUUUGAUCUAGAUAAACCUGAUUCACCUGCCCGAUUGUCAGUCAAGAAGGGUGUCAAGCCUAGAGCGACUAAGAAGGCCCAAUUAGUGGAGAGCUGGGAUGACGAAUUUUCUUUGACGCCUUUGCGUGGAACCCCAUCUAAAGGUCCCUCUGCAAAAUCCCGAUUAUCAUCUUCCCCGAGUCGGAGUCGGGUCAACGCAACUGGUCGUGCUGCCCAUCUGGAGUACUCGUCAUCAUCCGAAUCGGAGGAUGAACUUCCACGACCAUUGCACUACCCUUCCCCUCAACACAACCUCUACGGUGGGCAAGAGCAAGAAGAUGAUGACCUCGGAGAAUUUGGCCACGUUCCCAAGCACCACAAUUCCGACGAGGAAGAAGACCGCACUGUGACUGCGCGAACGCGACAUCGCCUUGCCCGUCAGUCCAUUUCCCUCGCCAACUCAUCGCCACCUCCACCUAUGCCCUCCCUACCCCUCUUCGCGCGCCCAUUUCCACGUUCCCCCACCUCUUCUGUAUUUUCCGUUCCUGCUACAACCCAAACACACUCCUCCUACAACUCUACAACACACCUCCGACCAACAAUAUCGCGUUCAUCUUCAGGUGCCGGUCGUUUGGCAGGUCUCCCACCAUCACCUCCAAUACACAAGGAGAGGGAACGCAGGAGGUUAAGGAAGAAGAGCCGGCCUCACAAUGUGCCCAACCCGCAAAUGUACGAACUGACAGCUGUACGGCCACAGCCUUAUGCAAUGCCAAAGUCCUUUUCUGACGGAGAGCUGGAAAUCACUGAACACGAAGAGGAUGUACACCGCCCCAGAACCCCAUCUCCCCCACCUCCAAUCUCGAUCCCCUCAACGCCCUAUGGUGGAGGCAAUGGACCAACGCUCCUUGCAACUCCCCAGAGCCACAUCAGGGCAGGUGCAUUGCUGAGCCGCAUUGGGAGCGUGAAGAAGAAAUGGAGUGUGGGAGGAAGAAAGAGAGGGGCAAGUGUAACACCUGCCGAAGUUGUGCAAGACUGCAGUCAAACAUCGCAAGACUCUCGAGGCCAGAGCACCCACACACCUCGUCCCCAAUCCUCGCUCUCCUCCUUACAAAGACACACCCCACCUCCACCCACAUCAAACUUGUGGUUUUUUCGGGGUCAUGGGGCUAGUGGGCGGGAAGAGGUGGCGGACAGCCGUGCAGCGGUAGGCGGAAGUCGCAGCGGGAGCAUGACUGAUCUCUCUCUGCGUGAAUCCGAAGUGCCCUCCGGGUCCAAGUUGGGCAAAGAGCGAGAGACAGCUAAGCUGGUGAAGAGGAAGAGCUUGGGCUUCGUACAUCUACGACGAGGCCACGUUCCUCCGUCCUCAUCCCCAAACGAGCCUGCAGAAACAGGGAGGAAGCAGCUGGGCAAGAGGCCAAUUUCAAUGCAGACAAGCUCACCAUCUCCGGCUUCUCACCGAGAUCAACAAACUCAGCGGCAUGUAUCAUAUGCCCAUGCCAAGGGUGUGCGUGAUCGUGAAGCUGAAGAGAUGGAGCGGGAAGCAGAGAAACGAAAAGGAGAACAGGAGAAGGAGAAGGAAGAGGGCAGUAGGAGUUUUAUGGGGAGCGUUAGACGGAUUAGUCUCGUUGGGGCUAGGAGACAUCAAAGGACGAAGAGCGGCGUUUCGCUCAGUGGAGUCGUGGCAACAAUUGGAGCAAUGGGCACAACUGGCCCCAGGCGAGGGAGCUUGGAUGGAAAUAAGGUAUUGGACGGCCAAGUGACAGGUGAAAAGGAUAAAAAUCAGGCCAAUUCUGGCCCAAGUUCCAAUGUCAACAGGAACACGAAGCAUCUUUCUCCCAAUGCUACCCCAACCGCAAUCAAGAAGGCUUCAAGCUGCCCACCUACCGAACUCCUCCCGCCAAUCGAGCUUCAGCCUCCCUCCCCUCCAAGAGUCAAGCUUUCGAUUCCUAGAUUGCCGUCGAAUUCAACUACUUCUGCUGCGACCAAACCCCCUACGAUACCAAAUAGCAACUCUCUUCCAACAAGAAGCCACGUUUCUGACAUCCCCACCCUCAAAUCCCCUCCAACCCCAAGUUCAAGCGUACUCAAAGCACCCACUACUCCUGGGCGUCGCCCCUCCCCUUCUUCUCCUACAAACAAGUCGCCUUCAUCUCCUCAGUCAGCAUCUCUAGGUCGAACUGCUGCUCUUCCGAGUGGUGCUGAACCAAGCAGUUCAGGGAGUGUUAUAGGUGCGGGUAGUGUUCCAAGACGCAACUCCUUGGGUGACCUAAAAAUUCCUGCGAGGAUCAGUCAGGCUCAGGUCGGUCUGAGGAGGGAUCUAGGUAUGGUUAGAGAAUUUGCAGCAAAUAUUGAACAACUCAAAGAGCUGCAACAAACAUACCAUACCCUUGUGCUUGAGGUGCAAUCCAUUCUCGAUAUGCACGCGCAACUUCACGCUACCAGCUCCACUGCUCCGCCGUUAGAAAGAGCCACAUCUCCGACUCUCUUCUCAUUGAAGAAGACACGGCCUCGGUCCAAUACCAAUCCUACUGCAAGCCCACGACCCUCACUUUCUCAGCUAGCCUACAAAGAGCUAGCAUCCGCAUUCUAUACGAUUAACUCCAAGUAUCGUAUUUCAUGGGAGUGUGCAGAGCUUCUUAUCGAGCUUGGGAGCGGCAGCGCUGGUAGCACCGGCCCUCCAAGCAGUGUUUCUGUCCCCGUCAUGCAUGGAGGAUCAGAGAGAAACACUGUUGGAAAGGGAAGAGAGAGAGCAAUUACCCUGGCUGGAGAUGAGUCAAAGCCUCCAACCCCAAGACCUGGUCAACUAUCUUCCACUGACCUCUCCAAUCUGGGACGUGGGCCGCCCUUUGCCAGCCCACCGAGUUUGGCGUGGAGGGCAUCAACGGGGAGGCAUGAUCUCAGUCAGAGACAAUUGGUAUUGCUCAGGGAAAUGCUCAACAAUGCUGAUGCAUCCAUCGUUUCUGAGGACUCGCCUCAUCUUUCCAUCCCCGAAGAGCCGCCAUCCGCUGUGUCACCCAAUGAUACACUCCAAGUAAACAGGGAGUGGAGGUGGGGUGGGGAUGCGAUGAGCAGUACCAUCACACUCCCCUCCGAAGAGAGCACUCGGCCCCAUCGGACUCCUGCUGUGGAUGCCAACAAGAAGCGCAGAAGCAGCCGGCUCGGAAUGAGUGGUAUCAGGGACAUGCUGAGGGCGUUGAGGAGGAACAAUACUGACUCCAUUCUUCCCAUUGUGCCACCUCUUCCGCCUCCGCCCAUGCCGGCGUCUUCUACGUCUUUGAGCACCGAUUCUUCAUUUGAUGGCCACAGCCAGCAUCGAUAUGCUCAUCCUCGAAUAUUUACUCAAGGCUCUAGGAGACGGCCCAAGGGAAGUACUGGUCCAGAUUCCCUCCGUUCUACACGAGACGCGAGGCCUAUAUCACCAUAUAAUCCUUCGUCGUUAUCUGCUAAACCAUCCCCUCGCCGCCCCUCGUUGGCAUCUAUCUUCCGCCUAGGCACAAAAAAUAGGCUACCCACUCCACCAAAUGCCACCUCGACGAUGGAUAGGGGGGAGAGUAAUAACAUGAUCUCAUCGAUGACCAGUGUAAGUACAGGGGAAGAAGACUGGGAUCGUAUGGACUCUGCGUCGGAUUUGGACGCCGCUGCUAAGGCAUUGGGGAUCCCUGUAGACGGAGCCGCAACAUUAAAGGGAGGCAGGAAUAAACUCAAGAGCAAAGGUCGUUCACCUUACCUUCAGCACGAACCCUCAGUUACUGGGUCGUUCAUCGCACAACUCACGCCAAAACGGUCUGCAAGUGGGUCUCAAUCCUCCAUUUGGGGUGGCGGAGGUGGAGGCGAUUCCCCAUCAAACCAAGCUGUCGCACAAUCCCGCUCCACUCGGCUUUCUAACGUGGAGGAGCACGGGGAUGAUCAUCGACUGGCUUGUGUUCCCCCUGUGCCUCCACUUCCUUCUUCGCACGGUGGUGAUUCAAGUCCGUCGAACUCUCGACGAAUGACCCGUGCAGGGCCUCCAGCUUCCGGCUCAGUUCGAUCCAUGCCCCAACAUCCUGUCGUGCCAUUGCCGGACCCCAAGCUCGCGAUGACACCGGAGAACAUCAAGCCUUUGCUGGAGAACGCCAAGGAAGUGCACUCACGGUUGAACGAGUGUAUCACGGAGAUUCGGGGGUUGAUGCAAGGAGGUGCAGGGCAGGGCUUGAAGUAG